This is a messenger RNA of Trichobilharzia regenti, 490 nucleotides long. NCBI's taxonomy places the organism in Eukaryota, Metazoa, Platyhelminthes, Trematoda, Strigeidida, Schistosomatidae. The record is from the annotation of a GenBank genome assembly.
AAAGAAGUCUUUCAAAACCGCACAAAGUAGUGUACAAUGAAACAUUUGUGGAUUAUCAGCCUUCUUCUAUUCGUAUUUGUAGCACAUCAAUCUGUUGUGUCUGCUGGAGCUCGCGAGCAACAAAACACUUAUGACAAUUUAAAUUGGCCUGCUUUUUGGCAGCGGUGGUUGGAUGGGGUAGCAAGUAUGUUUAACGCUGUCUGUAUGCUGGGCAAAAUAUGGGAAUUAUUCAGUGGGAAGUUUUUCGGGUUAACUGCAGCAUAGUCAAUUGCAGAAAUGUGCUUCAUUGGAACAGAUGAGUGAUUCAGUGAACAUGAUCUGCGCUCAUCUGUUCAAACCAAAUGUCACUUGCAAAAACGACAGAAGAAGAAUUUUACAGACAUUUUAACAUACAUUUUGAAAAAAUAAAAAUAACUUUGCAUACAUGUCACAUUCUACGAAAAAAGAACUAUUUGUUAUAAGCAGUUAAUUGUGCUUAAACUGUCAUCCA